Messenger RNA from Megachile rotundata (alfalfa leafcutting bee), 675 nucleotides. RefSeq lists its product as uncharacterized. The record is from RefSeq and is a predicted model, not a curated record. NCBI's taxonomy places the organism in Eukaryota, Metazoa, Arthropoda, Insecta, Hymenoptera, Megachilidae.
CAUCGUAUUAUCUGCGGUUUUGUUUUUCUUUUUUCAGGUUACUAGGUGUCAAGAUCUCAGUUACAUAAUGACUAUCUCUACACCAUUUAUUAAGAACGCACCAACGUCCAGGUGUGACCACCAGAAUCGACAAAACAUGCUUCACAUUGAAGAUAAGAUGAACUGUUUCGAAUACAAACGCUACGGGGAAAGAAAGACCCAAACCUGCCAUGACUGUCAAAUCGACCCCAAGCCAUCGCUACUCCUGCGAGGGACCUACUACGAGCGCUGCGAAAAGGAAAUUCGAGAGAUCGAAAGACGCAUCAAAGUUGGAAUCACGCCAAUCUCUAGAAGUCGACCGUACGGGGAAAACGACAAGCAUCGACACAAACAGAAUCAGUUAAAACUAGAGGCAGCGAUACACGAAAAAUAUUUGACUAACUCGUGCAACUUGGAAAUGAAAGAAAAGUGUGAUUCAAAAAUUGAAUCGCGAAUUCCUUCUGUGGAUCUUUAUAAAGAGAUCAAAGAAAUGGACUGUCACUUGAAUCAGCUUCGUUUGAAGUGUUCGAUUCACGAUCCAUCCUCUUGAUCGAUUAACAGGAAGAUACACGUUACGCGCUAAAUAAACUACGACUAAAACAAGUAGAUCUUUGGUGUCACACAAGAGGAACCGAUAAAAUUUUCUGGUCAUCUUCC